Molecule: messenger RNA, 697 nt
Organism: Amorphotheca resinae ATCC 22711
Lineage: Eukaryota; Fungi; Ascomycota; Leotiomycetes; Helotiales; Amorphothecaceae
Exons: 3
Coding region: 108-572 (154 amino acids)
Source: RefSeq, a predicted model, not a curated record
GUCCAACUCCAACUCCAACUGCCAACUGCAGCUCCAAGACUCAACUCUGAGACUCAACUCCAGGACCAUAUCUCAAUCACCCUCUCCUCCUAGAACCGGCAUCUAUCAUGGACUCUGCUGCACCCGCCGAAGAGCCGGCGCCCUCCGUCAUCCGCUACGUGCUCGGCUUCCUCCUCAUCGGUCUGGCAUGGGGCUUCACAACGCCCUUCAUGCGCGCCGCGGCACGCACGCACAAACCACCGCCGCACCCGAUACUGGACACCCCCUCAGUGAAGGGGAGCUGGCUGAAGAGUAAGCUUUACGGGGCCUUCUUUGGCGUCGUCGAUCUCUUGAGGAAUCCGAGGUAUGCCGUGCCGCUGGUCAUCAACCUGACUGGCAGCAUUUGGUUCUUUUUGCUGAUCGGGAAAGCCGAACUGAGCUUGACGGUUCCGAUUACUAACUCGAUGGCAUUUCUCUUCACUGUCAUUGGGGAAUGGUGGGUUGAGAGGAAAGUUAUUAGUAGAGAUACUUGGAUUGGAAUGACAUUGUCAUUGUGUGGGAUAGCGUUAUGUGUUCACAGCAAGUCUGGCUGAACUGGAGAUCGUUUCAAACACACUGUGUAUCUUAUUCCAUCUUCUAUGCCAUUAAUGCUAGUAGACAGACGAAGAUAAACAUAGAAUUAUUAUGAGAGACAAAUGCACCUGGCAAUGUCCCUCCC